Mucor mucedo is the source of this 405-nucleotide messenger RNA. RefSeq lists its product as uncharacterized. The record is from RefSeq and is a predicted model, not a curated record. Bases 1 to 405 code for a protein of 134 amino acids. The transcript has 5 exons. NCBI's taxonomy places the organism in Eukaryota, Fungi, Mucoromycota, Mucoromycetes, Mucorales, Mucoraceae.
AUGGAGUCACUUGAAAUUAACUUGCUACUUCCAUUUUUUUUGGAUGGAAAAUGGGAAAAUGUGCUUAAAUACAAGCGAGUACGGAGGAAGUUAAUAAAAAUAUCACCAAUUGGUAUGGUAGGACUGACGCAAUUUAGACAGUUUCAGGAAAAACUUGUACGUUCAUGGAGCAAGUAUGAGAACAAAAUAACAUGUAACCGUCACCAGCCAAAAGAUACAUUAAUUAAACCUGGGCUGUCUAAUUACAUUGUUAAAAAAGUCUCUACCAUAAGGGAGUGUAUCUUUGAAGUUGUUAUCAUUUUCCCAGUGUGUAUCCUGUUACCUUUAACUGCUUAUUUUGUAAAUAGAGGAACAGUCUGCUCCACUACCACGUAUCAAGCAUGUUACAACCUGAGAACAUCAUGA